Messenger RNA from Plasmodium knowlesi strain H, 2310 nucleotides. RefSeq names its product acyl-CoA synthetase, putative. Lineage: Eukaryota; Apicomplexa; Aconoidasida; Haemosporida; Plasmodiidae. The record is from RefSeq and is a predicted model, not a curated record. The transcript has a single exon. Gene Ontology annotation, molecular function: long-chain fatty acid-CoA ligase activity. Gene Ontology annotation, cellular component: endoplasmic reticulum; membrane. Bases 1 to 2310 code for a protein of 769 amino acids.
AUGGAAGUGACGAAAUUCAAACGUAAGGUGUACAAUUUUUUGGAAAACGAAAAUGAAUACAUCCUCAAGGAUGACGACGCGGAGGAGAGCAAUGAUGCUAGCGAAAUAAAAUAUUUCGAUGAAGUAAAGGGGACGGCCAAAGAAAAUUCCAGCAAUAUAUUCCGACCAAAGAAGUAUGAUUUGUGUCAGAAUCUAGAAAAAACGAAAGGAUUUUUGGGUAUAGAAAUGUCCAAUAAAUAUGAAAUAUUUUGUUUUGCAUGUAAAUAUUACUAUAAUAAGGAAUUUUUAGGAGAAAGGAAAAAGGAAGUAAGAGGAAAUGAAACAAUUCUUGGAGAGUAUUCAUUCAAAACGUAUGGUGAAAUAAAGAAUGAAAUAGAGAUUUUAGCAUCUGCAUUGUACCAGUUUGAAAAUAUAGAACCCAAUAUUUUCACAGACAAUGGAGAAUAUGAUAAAAUGAAAAUUUUAGGUAUUUGGUCGAAAAAUAGAAUAGAAUGGUUAACUACCGACUUUGCUUGCUCAGCAAUCGACUUUGUCACCGUUCCUAUAUACGACACAAUGGGAAUAAAUUCGGUGAAGUACAUAUUUCAAAAGACACAGAUGAAAAUUUGUUGCAUAGAAGCGGAGAAGUUGGAGUGCCUUAUCAAAUUAAAGAGCGAACUAACCGACUUACACAUUCUAAUUAUUUACGAUGAAUGGAGCUUAAAAGACGAUAUUAAACAGCGAGCUAAUAAGGCAGGCUACAAGGUAUAUUUCUAUAAAGACCUAAUUGACAAAUUUAAGAACCAAAAUAUUAUCCCGCAGUAUGAGUACUAUGAUUACGAUUUUAACAGUAAGGAGAAGGAGGCCAAUUCUAGCACUAAGAAUAUGAGCGAUGGAAAAAAUCAGAAGGAUAUUAAAAAAGGGCCGGAGUCGAGGAGCGGCACAGACGGUAACAACACUAGUGGAAAUAAUGGAAGUGGAUCGAAUGCGCUAAUGGAGAAGCUGAAAAAUAAUAAAGGCAAAGUCACUGAUGUGUGUACCAUAAUUUUUACCUCCGGAUCGUCUGGAAUGCCCAAAGGGGCUAUGUUGACACAUAACACUUUCAUAACCUUUAUGCAAAGCUACAUCGUCGACGGUAAUAGACUGGGCCUGAUGAAACAUGACGUAGUGCUUAGUUACCUGCCUCUAGCUCACGUCUACGAAAGGCUGAUCGAAUUCGCUGUGUGCUUUUUUGGAGCCAAAAUAGGUUACUUCUCCGGAAACAUAAAGGAGCUAGUCAGCGACAUCAAUGAGUUAAAACCAACCUUCUUAAUCACAGUCCCGAGAAUUUUACAGAAGAUUCAUGAUAAUGUUAUGGAAGGAUUGAAGAACAAAUCCUUUAUAGCCAGAACGUUGGUAAAAGCAGCCCUGAAAAAUAAAAAAAAUGCAUAUUUGAAAAAUUCCAAAAAGUUUUCCCACCCAGUUUAUGACGUCAUAUUACAACCAGUGAGGAACCGAUUCGGAGGUCGCAUAAGGACGCAAGUUAUGGGUUCUGCAUCUAUGGAUAAAAAUAAACUAGUCGAUUUGCAAAUGCUCUUUUCAGCUCCUAUUUCUGAAGGAUGGGGAAUGACAGAAGUUGGUGUAGGAUUCCUGCAACAUAGAUAUGAUAGUACCAAAGGAACCAUAGGAGGAAUGUUCUCCAAUGUUACUAUGAAAGUCGUUGAGGUGGAAAAUAUGAAGUAUGACCCAAAGGCUUACCCAAACAGAGGAGAAUUAUGCGUUAAGGGAAGUAGCCUAAUGGUAGGCUAUUUCAGAGAUGAGCAAUUAACAAAAAAAUCUUUUGAUGAAGAUGGCUUCUUCUACACAGGAGAUGUCGUUGAAAUCAACGAAAAUAAUGCAUAUGUUAGAAUUAUAGAUAGAGCAAAGAACAUAUUUAAAUUAGCUCAAGGGGAGUACGUCGAACCAGAGAAGUUAGAAAAUAUAUACACCAAUAGCAUAUACAUAGAGAAUAUAUUUGUCCAUGGAUAUAAUUACGAAAAUGAGUUAGUAUCCAUCAUAGUGCCAAAUGAAAUUUUCGUUCUUGAUUAUGCGAAGAAAAAUAACCUCAAUAUGCCUUUUGAGGAACUGCUAAAAUGCGAUGCUAUUAAAAAACUUUUCUAUAAUGAAAUAUUGACUAUGUCAAAAACGUAUAAUUUGAAUGGUAUUGAGAAGAUCCACUUGUUUCAUUUGACGCCUACUCCAUUUUCUGUAGAGAAUAAACAACUAACCCCUACGCAUAAGGUCGUUAGAAAUGCAAUUUUAGCUGAUUAUAAAAAGAUUAUUGACGAUUUGUACGAGUCGAGGAAGAAAUAA